GAAGAAGUACAAACACAUGAAGAAAAGAGAAGACGACGCCUCAGUCGCCAUUAGAGUGUUCUGCGUUAUUGUCUUUCAUAUUUUAGAAACAAAAACUUAAGGAUUCUUUUCCUUAUCCUCUAAACCAGCGUGUAAAUUUGUUGUUCAGUCACAAAUUGUAUAAAAUAGGGUUUUAGUUGGUUCAUUAACUAUAUCCAAUCGGUUGGGUGUGGUUCGAAAACAAACGCAACGAGUAUUAAUGAUAUACAUCGAAAUAACAUUUCCCUGGAAGCUACAACAUGAAACAUUCUUUGAAAAUCACCCUGUUUGUAUUACUAUUGUGCGGUGUGUUUGGUGCUGAUGAAGUAAAGUCAGUGAUGGAGGGAGAUUCUGUUACUCUAACCCCUGAUCCUGCCAAAAUACAGGGAUUUAGUAAGAUACAGUGGAGGUUUGGAAAUACACGCAUUGCUCAAAUCAAGGGAACUGAGAGCUCAACUGAAAAUGAAGAUAUAUUCAGAGACAGACUGAAGCUGGACCAUCAGACUGGAUCUCUGACCAUCAGGAACAUGAGAAUCAUACAGUCUGGACUUUAUCAACUACAGAUUGACAACCGUAACACUGGCCUAUCAUAUAUACAAUUCAACGUUACUGUCAAAGAGUCUCCAUCUGUUAUUGCUGAGGGUGAAGCUGAAUCGAAGCUCAUGUCAGUGACAGCAGGAGAUCCUGUCACUCUUCAUGUUCCUCAAAUACAAGGAGAUGAGCUGAUAGUCUGGAGGUUUGGAGAUGAAGGAAAACUCAUAGCUAAAGCUGAUAUAGAGGCCAAGAGCUCAUCAUUAUAUGAUGAAACUGAUGAGAGAUUCAGAGACAGACUGAAACUGGAUCAGACUGGAUCUCUGACCAUCACAAACACCAGCACCACAGACUCUGGACUUUAUACAGCGAAGAUCAGCAGCAACAAACAGACUUUAUACAAGAGAUUCACUGUUACUGUCAGUGAACGAGGUUUCUCUGGAGGUGUUGUAGCAGGGAUUGUUAUUGGUGUUCUGCUGCUGGCUGUAGCUGUAGCUGGUGUGAUUUACUACUUCCUUCGCCCCAUUACCAACAAACUACCAAACCAAACAUGGUCAGUGCCGGUGAGAGAUAAUAUCACUCUAAACCCUGAACCUGAAAUACAGACUGGAGAUGAGAUACAGUGGCUGUUUGGAGAUGAAGACACUCUCAUCGCUGAAAUCAAAGGAGAGAACAGAGAGAUGAAGACAUAUGAUGGUCCUGAUGAGAGAUUCGAGAACAUACUGAAGCUGGACGAGACGACUGGAUCACUGACCAUCACACACAUCUCUGAACACUCUGGACUCUACACUCUGAAGAUCAGAAGAGGAAGAGAAACCUUCUACAAAAGAUUCAAUGUUUCUGUCAGCGAGAGGAUGAUAACAGUGACAGAGGGAGAUCCUGUCUUUCUAUACCCUGAUACUAAAAUACAGAAAGAUGAUGAGGUUCAGUGGCUGUUUGGAGAUAAAGAGCAGACUGUCCAGACUGAAAUCAAGAACACAGAGGUGACUAAAUAUACUGGAACUGAUUGGAGAUUCAGAGACAGACUGAAGCUGAACGAGGAGAAAGGCAAACUGAUCUUCACAAACAUCACCGCUGCACACGAGGGAUACUACACUCUGAAGAUCACAAGAGGCAGAGACAAAAUAUACGAAAGAUUCAACAUUUCUGUCACCGAGAGGAAGAUAACAGUGAUGGAGGGAUAUCCUGUCACUCUAAAACCUGCUUAUGAAAUAAAGAAAGAUGAUGUGAUUCACUGGCUGUUUGGAGAUAGAGAGUAUCAGACUGUCAUAGCUGAAUUCAAUGUAAAGACCGGAGAGAUCUCAAGACAUGCUGAUGUUGCUCUUGGGAGAUUCAGAGACAGACUGGAGCUGGACGAGACGACUGGAUCUCUGACCAUCAACAACACCAAAACUACACACACUGGAGUCUAUAAACUAGAGAUCAUCUCCAGCAGAGGGGUUACAAAACAGACAAUCACUGUCACUGUCAACUGUUCUGUUCUCAAAAAAGAAGCGAGGGAGAAAUUAGUGAUGAAGGAAAAGACUGAUGACACAGAAAACCGAGUGAAUGAAUCAGUGACUGUAGAGAUGGAGAAGAAACCGCUGCUGAAUGGAGAGGAUGUGAAUGUAGUGAAUGAAGAGCGGACGAGUUCACUUUAA
Messenger RNA from Carassius gibelio (silver crucian carp), 2189 nucleotides. RefSeq lists its product as uncharacterized. The coding region runs from base 279 to 2189 and encodes 636 amino acids. Lineage: Eukaryota; Metazoa; Chordata; Actinopteri; Cypriniformes; Cyprinidae. The record is from RefSeq and is a predicted model, not a curated record. The transcript has 9 exons.